Molecule: messenger RNA, 2897 nt
Organism: Pseudopipra pipra
Lineage: Eukaryota; Metazoa; Chordata; Aves; Passeriformes; Pipridae
Gene: SMU1
Product: SMU1 DNA replication regulator and spliceosomal factor
Exons: 12
Coding region: 203-1744 (513 amino acids)
Biological process (GO): mRNA splicing, via spliceosome
Cellular component (GO): precatalytic spliceosome
Molecular function (GO): protein binding
Source: RefSeq, a predicted model, not a curated record
GACGUUAGGACGUCUGGCGGAAGUGCUGGCAGAAGGCCUUGCGCGGCGGCGGCGGCGGCAGCAGCAGCAGCAGCAGCAGCAGCAGCAGCAGCAGCAGCAGUAGUAGCAGUAGUAGUAGUAGUAGCAGCGGCGGCGGCGGUAACGACAGUAUCGGCGUUAGCGGUAGCGGCAGCAGCGGCAGCAGCGGCAGCAGCGGCUCAAGAUGUCGAUUGAAAUCGAGUCCUCCGACGUGAUCCGGCUCAUCAUGCAGUACCUGAAGGAGAACAGCCUCCACCGGGCGCUCGCCACCCUGCAGGAGGAGACCACGGUGUCCCUCAACACCGUGGACAGUAUCGAGAGCUUCGUGGCGGACAUCAACAGCGGGCACUGGGACACGGUGCUGCAGGCCAUACAGUCGCUGAAGCUGCCUGACAAGACCCUUAUUGACCUCUACGAGCAGGUUGUACUGGAGCUGAUCGAGCUCCGGGAACUGGGGGCUGCCAGGUCCCUGCUGAGGCAGACAGAUCCCAUGAUCAUGCUGAAACAAACCCAGCCUGAGCGCUACAUCCACCUGGAAAACCUUCUGGCUAGGUCCUACUUUGAUCCUCGUGAGGCAUACCCAGAUGGGAGCAGCAAAGAGAAGCGGAGAGCUGCUAUUGCACAAGCUUUGGCUGGAGAAGUCAGUGUGGUACCUCCAUCCCGUCUCAUGGCACUGUUGGGGCAGGCACUGAAAUGGCAGCAGCAUCAGGGCCUGCUUCCUCCUGGUAUGACAAUUGACUUGUUCAGAGGCAAAGCAGCUGUGAAAGAUGUAGAAGAAGAAAAGUUCCCCACACAGCUGAGCAGGCAUAUUAAGUUUGGGCAGAAGUCGCACGUGGAGUGUGCUCGGUUUUCUCCAGAUGGACAGUACCUGGUUACUGGCUCUGUUGAUGGCUUCAUUGAAGUGUGGAACUUCACUACUGGGAAGAUUAGGAAGGAUCUGAAGUACCAGGCACAAGAUAACUUUAUGAUGAUGGAUGAUGCAGUGCUGUGCAUGUGCUUCAGCAGAGAUACAGAAAUGCUAGCAACUGGAGCACAGGAUGGAAAGAUCAAGGUGUGGAAAAUCCAAAGUGGUCAGUGCCUGAGAAGAUUUGAACGAGCACACAGUAAAGGUGUUACAUGCCUCAGUUUCUCUAAAGACAGCAGCCAGAUUCUUAGUGCUUCUUUUGAUCAGACAAUCAGGAUUCAUGGUUUAAAAUCUGGGAAAACUUUAAAGGAAUUCCGUGGUCAUUCCUCCUUUGUCAAUGAAGCUACUUUUACCCAGGAUGGCCACUACAUUAUCAGCGCCUCCUCUGACGGCACAGUGAAGGUUUGGAAUGUGAAGACAACAGAGUGCUCAAACACCUUCAAGUCUCUUGGCAGCACUGCUGGGACAGACAUUACUGUGAACGGUGUCAUUCUGCUGCCUAAAAACCCAGAACACUUCGUUGUUUGCAACAGAUCGAAUACAGUUGUCAUCAUGAAUAUGCAAGGACAAAUUGUAAGAAGCUUUAGCUCUGGUAAGAGAGAAGGUGGUGACUUCGUCUGCUGUGCACUUUCACCUCGCGGUGAAUGGAUCUACUGUGUUGGUGAAGAUUUUGUGCUUUACUGCUUCAGCACAGUGACCGGCAAGCUGGAGAGAACUCUGACGGUUCAUGAAAAGGAUGUCAUUGGCAUUGCUCAUCACCCCCACCAGAACCUGAUUGCCACUUACAGUGAAGAUGGCCUCCUCAAGCUCUGGAAGCCAUAGAUGGAUGUCACAGCCAGCUCUGAAGCGUGCCUGUUUAGUCGCGGGUUAUUGGUGUUUGUGCUUUAACAAGAUCUAAAUGUGCAGAGUAUGAUACUUGCUCAAUUUUUAGUUAGGGUUUCCAGAGAAAUGCUUAAAUACACCAUUGCUUAAUUUCAUAUACUUAUUUUUAUCAGAGUAGUAAAAGUGACUUUGGUGAGAGUGCUUUUGUGUCUCCUGAAGUCUGUACUCUUCCUACAAUGUUUGUAAAAGUUGAAUGAGCCAGGAAGUAGGCACACUUAUGAGUGGUUGCUGACUUCCUAAAAUACAGCAAAAUGUAUUGUGGUUUGUUUUGGUUUUUUUUUUAAUUUGAGUGAAAUGUGGAGUGGGAAAGCUGUUUCUUUCACACUGCUGAAACAAGCAUAGUUUUUCUGGAAUGCACAUGAGGCCACACUUCAGCUUGAAGGCAAGGCCAUUUCUAGUUCAUUGGGUUUUGCUGUGUUCAAUUUUCACUAUAAUUUUUCCAAUUAUAUUGGAAAGUAGUGUCACACAGCUUCCUCAGAAUGAAACUAUGCUUUCCCAUCUGCCAGCAUUUCCUAGUGUAAACUAUAAACUGCCUGAUCUGGCAGGUUUUUUUUUUUCUUUUGUUUUAUUUCACUUCUAGAUUAAAAGUUAUAAGUACUCUCUUCCUGUAAGUGCAAAAUGUCUUCAGACCAGUUGUAACUGAAACAGGCUUUAGGGGAUCAAUAUUUUAAAAUGUGCAAAAGUUGGUUUACAUAGGCUGAGUUCCUAGUGCUAUGAUAAUGCUUUUAAUAAUUAUUUGUAAGAUUUUCUUUUUUUCAAUUUCAUAUGCCUGUGGACCUAGUCAAAGUGAUACUUAGGUCCCACAGAUAAAAAGACACUUUCAGGUUCUUCAUAUGCUCAGUUUGGAGCAAAUGAUUUUAUGAUUUGAGAUCCUGUCUAAUGCACACUGUUGUGAGUGAGCACCAGAAUCUGACCAUGUCUUUUCUACGAUGCAGAAGAUGAGGUUUCUCCUGUAACGAUGAGUGAAACGCUUGUAGCUGUGAAUCUGCUGUGCUGUGUUCUGUCCUCAUCUCUUGUAGAAUGCUUUCCUGCCACAGUAAUCUUUCAAACAGUGAUGAUUUCUCUUUGAUUAAAUAAAUUAGUUCCAAUUCAA